Cloeon dipterum is the source of this 2206-nucleotide messenger RNA. RefSeq lists its product as uncharacterized. Gene Ontology annotation, molecular function: odorant binding. The record is from RefSeq and is a predicted model, not a curated record. The transcript is spliced from 19 exons. Lineage: Eukaryota; Metazoa; Arthropoda; Insecta; Ephemeroptera; Baetidae. The coding region runs from base 136 to 1839 and encodes 567 amino acids.
GUAAUAAACACGGACGGAUCUCUUAAAAAUCCAGAACAAUACGGCUUUUGGGUGCAUUCCUGUGGCACCCAGUUCGUCUUUGGAAAGUCAUUGGCAACGUGGCGAGACAACUUUAUAAAAUGCCGGCAGAUUGGAAUGGAGCCGAUUUCCUUCGAAAACGAGACUAAUUUAGAGUGCUUUAAAAAUAUGGUCUCCAAGUGGAAGUACAGCUCGAAUUACUGGACGUCCGGUUUGCGUGUCAGCGCGAGCGAGUUUUCUUGGUGCAAAAAGGACGGAUCGAUCGCGGUUGACAAAUCGAAAUUGACAUGGGCCGCUGGCCAACCAGACAACGUGAACAACACUGAAAACUGUGUCCACCUAAAUGUUGUGAAAAGCAACUCUUCGUUUUACUUUUCGGACAGGACAUGCACCGAUCUACAAAUAUUCGCGUGCCAGGGUCCACCAACGCCAGCUCCAGCGUGUUCUAUGCCUGUCUGUCCAAACGUCACGUGCGUGAAAAAUACAGCUUUCUAUUCAACUAUAGGAACAUCUCAAUUUUUAACAAAGCCUGAACAGCAUGGAAGUUGGCUCACGAUCAAUGGGCGAAUGUACCUUUACAGUUUUCAGGAUGUGAAAACAACAUUUUCAGGCGCAAUGGCAGCGUGCUGUGAAAUCGGAAUGACCUUACUCAGUUUGGAAUAUGACUACAAAUACAAAUCCGUCAUUGCAGCCAUUAAAAACAACGUGACGUCGAGUGAUUAUUUCUGGACAUCUGGUUCUGACAAAGGGUGCGAGUCGAAUUACGGUUACUGCACGGCGAAGAGAUUGCUUCGAAAAGAGGCAAUUUGGGCAUCAGGUCAACCGGACAAUGCUGAUGGAAACGAGAGUGCUGUUGCCGUGUAUAUCACCGAUGCCAAAGCUCAGUUGUUCGACUUCAAUGAAGAGUCAAAAUACAGAUACGUUUGUGAGGCUCGUGAUACAUCCAAAGCUAAAUCUGGAGGGUCCGCUGUAAGGGACGAGUGCGCCUCGAUUUAUAACGUCUCUCAAGCUGAAAUCGACACCGUUCUGAACAACACAAACAAAUUGGAUUUAAGAUUAAAGUGCUUCUUGAAAUGCCUGGGAGAAAAUUCUGGACUGAUGGUAAAUGGAAAAUUCUUGGAGAACGAGGUUUUGGCUAUUCUGGAAAAUUUGGCCCACGGAAAUCUUGACGACCUUCAAAAGAACAUGGGCAUCAUGGACGAUUGCGGAAAAGCGUCCACUGGCAUGGACGAAUGUGACAAGGCGGCGCAAAUGAUAGGCUGCAGCAACGAAAAGGCGCCUGACGUUCUCAACGGCGUCAUAAUGGCCAUGGACCAAUCGAUGCCCAUGGAAAAGGCACCAAUUCCACCAGAACCAUUUUGCUACAAUGCAUCGGAGUGUCCUGGAGUCCCACCACACGCGCAAGAAAUAGCUGUUUGCACAGCUGACUGCCAAACAUCGUAUGGCCUGGUUAAGUUUUGCGGCAAGAAAAAAUUUUAUUUUGAAUCAAGAUCGUACGAUUUUAAUGUUUCAUUUAUCAACUGCUGCAACUUGGGAAUGAAACUUGCGUCGAUUGCAACUAUUGAAGAUGUCACUUGCCUCGCUAGUUUCGCUUAUCCAAAUCAAAAUGUUUGGAGCUGGGUGGCCGCCAGCAAAAUUAAUAGCAGCAGUGGACGAUGGUGCACCUCAACCAUGCCUUUAAACAGUAGCAUUUACGCUUCGUUUUCGGACAACAUUGACCCAACUGGAAAUUAUAACGCAUACGUUUAUGUCACUAUUUCCAAAGCCAUGUCUAUUACUUCUUCAAGUACAGUGUACCCUUCAAUUUGUGAACAGAUUUAAAAUAAAUAUAAACAUAAAUAAAUUUGUAAUAAUCUGUAGUGCCAGGCCGCUAAAAUUUUUACAGCCUACUGCGCGGCUCUCAAUUUCUUAUCUCUAGUGUUGGAAAUAUUUAUAAAACCAUUACUUUUCCAAUAAUGAGCAUCAGGCAGACAUUAAAGAAUAUACAAAUUCUGGCAACUGAAAAAGUGAUCUAUUCAUCGUAUUGUAUGCCCCUUGCCGAUAUUCUUUGUUUGUGGAUACCGCUAUCUCAUCAUUACAUACUGACUUAUUGUUAUCCAUGACCUUCCACUUCUUGCUUUUAUGCAACCAUAGCAGCAAUAAUUUUGUUUGGUUCAGAGUAAGCAAGUGGAAGGGAGCAUUGAGCAUU